Molecule: messenger RNA, 516 nt
Organism: Penicillium canariense
Lineage: Eukaryota; Fungi; Ascomycota; Eurotiomycetes; Eurotiales; Aspergillaceae
Product: general substrate transporter
Exons: 2
Coding region: 1-516 (171 amino acids)
Biological process (GO): carbohydrate transport; transmembrane transport
Cellular component (GO): membrane
Molecular function (GO): carbohydrate:proton symporter activity
Source: RefSeq, a predicted model, not a curated record
AUGCGUGCUAUCGUCUGGCGAAUACUGACCGGAUCCCGGUCUCUCACCGUCAUUACAUUCUCCUAUUUACUGAUCAUUAUCUACGCCCUGACUCUCGCCCCCGUGUGCUGGGUCUACGCCGCCGAGGUCUGGUCCCUCGAAACCCGUGCCACCGGCAUGGGCAUAGCUGCCAUUGGCAACAUUGGCAAUUGGCUCUUCAACUUUGCCCUGGGUCUGUACAUCCCUCCCGGGUUCCAGAAUAUUACCUGGGAGAUGUUCAUUGUGUUCGGAGUGAUGUGCUUUCUUGCGGCGGUACAAUUCUUUUUCACGUAUCCUGGAACGUGCGGUAAGACUCUCGAGGAAAUUGAGAAGUUGUUUGCCCCCAGUGGCCCUAAGCCGUGGAAGACCAAGCCUGGAAACUCCAAGCUUGAUGCUAUGGUCGACGAUGCACGUGCACACCACAAGCACAUUAAUUUCGAUACGGAGGCCAAGGCCGAGACUGAGGCGAGGACUGAGGCGACUGAGACGACGAACUGA